This is a messenger RNA of Brettanomyces nanus, 636 nucleotides long. RefSeq lists its product as uncharacterized. Lineage: Eukaryota; Fungi; Ascomycota; Pichiomycetes; Pichiales; Pichiaceae. Gene Ontology annotation, cellular component: extrinsic component of mitochondrial inner membrane. Bases 1 to 636 code for a protein of 211 amino acids. Gene Ontology annotation, biological process: mitochondrial proton-transporting ATP synthase complex assembly; mitochondrial protein processing. The record is from RefSeq and is a predicted model, not a curated record. Gene Ontology annotation, molecular function: metalloendopeptidase activity. The transcript has a single exon.
AUGAUAGAGAGUGGUGACCAGAAAGAGCCUAUCAAUGGAUCGGCUAAAAGGGAGGGGGAUGACCAUCAGAUGGAAAGUAAAAAACUAAAGGAUGCCAAGCAAUGCUCCAAAUGUGAAGAAUGGAGAGACUGGAUGGUGAAAUAUUCUCCAAAUGUGGUUUUCAUGUUACAGCAGAUAGAAAAAGCAGGAGAUCAUAAAGUGCCAUUAGAUAUGAUCAACUGCGAAAUAUGCAAGGAUCCCAAAUAUGGAGGAUUUCAUCCGGAGCUGGGUAUACAGCUCUGUGCCAACUACAUCACAGAUAAAUGGGUGUUAAAUGAUACUUUAUCUCAUGAGCUGAUUCAUUGGUAUGACAAUGUCAGGUUUAAGGUGGAUUGGCUGAAUUUAAGGCACCACGCUUGCUCCGAGAUCCGAGCCGCCUCACUCAGUGGUGAAUGUGCCAUAAUGACGGAGUUCUGGAAGCAUUCUGGAUUUAUGAGAGUUGCCAAAGGGCAUCAGAGAUGUGUCAAAAGGAAGGCCAUUUUAAGUGUUAUGGGUCAUCCAGCAUGUAAAAGCAAAGAGCAGGCAGAACAGGUGGUAGAUGAGGUGUUCAGAUCAUGUUUCAAUGACACGAGACCGUACGAAAGCAUAUAUCGUUAA